This is a messenger RNA of Homo sapiens (human), 12654 nucleotides long. RefSeq names its product gelsolin (gene GSN). Lineage: Eukaryota; Metazoa; Chordata; Mammalia; Primates; Hominidae. Gene Ontology annotation, biological process: actin cytoskeleton organization; cardiac muscle cell contraction; positive regulation of actin nucleation. Gene Ontology annotation, molecular function: actin filament binding; phosphatidylinositol 3-kinase catalytic subunit binding. The transcript has 18 exons. Gene Ontology annotation, cellular component: lamellipodium; cytoskeleton; phagocytic vesicle. The record is from RefSeq and is a predicted model, not a curated record. The coding region runs from base 10187 to 12415 and encodes 742 amino acids.
AAAACAGCUUUAUUGAAAUAUAAUUUACAUGAUUUAUUGGAGUAAAUUUACAUAUAAUUUACAUACACAUAAUUCACUCAAUUCAAUAAUGUUUAGUACAUUUACAGAGUUAUGCAACCAUCAUCACAAUCCAGUUGAGAAGAUUUUCAUCAUCCCCAAAAGGAUCCCUCAUGCUUGCUUACGUCCAUCUCUAUGCACACCCCAUAGCUGACCACGCAUCUGCUUUCUGUCUCUUUGUUGUUUUAUUGUUGUAUUUUUUGUCACCCAGGCUGGAGUGCAGUGGCGUGAUCUCUGCUCACUGCAGCCUCAACUUCCUGGGCUCAAGCGAUCCUCCCACCUCAGCCUCCCGAGUAGGUGGGACCACAGGCACACACCAUCAUGCCUGGCUAAUUUUUGUAUUUUUUGUAGAGAUGGGGACUUGUGGUGAUGCCCAGGCUGAUCUUGAACUCCUGAACUCAAUGGAUUCCUCCCGCCUCAGCCUUCCAAAGUGCUGGGAUUAUAGGCAUGAGCCACCUCACCUGGCCUGCUUUCUGUCUCUCCGAAGAUCCAGAGCUGUGUUCAUUCCAGCUGGCCCUGUGACCUCAUGCAAAUUAUUGCCCUUCCAUUACUCCUCUGUAUGAGAGGGAAUAAUCCUACCCUCCUUGUAGGGGGUUGUUUGAAUUUCACUAAUGUGCACAGUGUCUGACGCACCCGAGGAGCUGGGCACGUGGGAGGCUGGUACGCAGGGCACAGGACAUAACACAGAUGCCCAGGUACGGUUGGCACAGGCCUAGCAAACAUUUUAAAGCACUCACUCUGUGCCAGCUUCUUAGAUUAAGCAUCUUACAUGCAUUACCUACUUUAAUCCUCGGUGAAUGUGAGUAUCAGUUUCAUUUUAUAACUGAAGAAACGGGCACUGAGACGGGAAGUCACUUUUACAGGCUCACAUAGAUGAUAGUUGAUAGGGCUGGGAGUCCAUCUGAGAGCCUGUCCUCCCUAAACAUCAUCCUGUCCCCUUCCUGAUGUGAAUCACCAAGCAAGGGACAACACAAUUCAUAGAUCCAGGACAAGGUUUAUGGCACAUACUUCUAAGGGGUGGGACCUGGUAUCAUGGACACGGCAUUCAAGAGAUAGUACAUGGUAUAGAGUCUGUCACAAAACAGACAUCACAUGGUGCAUGAAGCAUGACCCAGGGGUAAGAGGCAUGGGAUGCCGCUAAAGGGAGACACACAGGACAAAGCAAGAGGAACGCAGGGCCUGCUACGUGGCACAGUCACAGGGUAUGUGACACUGGGCAUGACAAACUCUAUGAUGCAGAGACAUGGUACUUAGGAUUUGAGACUUGAGCUAUGGCAACUGGGCAGGCUCUUGGCCACAGUGGGACCCUUUGUCAUCAGGGAUCCUCCAUUAUGUUGGUGCCUGGGGCCCCAGCAAGCAACAGCAGGAACCAAGUUCCUCCUCCUCACAAAGGCAGUCUGUUUUUUUUUUCUUUUUUUUCUUUUUUUCUCCCUCCUCCUCCCUGUCUCUUUGGAUGCCAAAGAGUGGGAGGGGCCCAGCGGAGUGGUGGCCAGAGUAACCCCCCGCCAUCCCAUCAGCUCAGACAAGGGUCAAAGCUUGGGGCCAAGCCCACGGCUCAGGAAGGGUUUGCCAGGCCCCCAGAUCCCCUCUCUCUGAGAUAGCUGUGAGCACCAGUGUUGGCUGGGGUGAAAGCCGGGUAAUUUUCCUCUAAGCUGUCCUCCCUCCGCUCCCCUCCCUGCCUGCUGGUGCUGGCUGUGAGCACGUCUGCAUUCCAGAGCUUAGGAGAGAGAGAACCUGCUGCUGUUAAGGUUGAGGAAGUAGAUUGCUAACAGCUGCUGUAGGAGGGGUUGGAUGUGCGGAAGAGGAGGCCGUGGAUUGCAGGCUAACAUUUCUUGAGCCUCUUGGCACCUGGCACUCACUACCUCAUCUUGUCUCAUUUGCAUAAAGCCCCAGUAGCCCGGUGAGGAGACAGGCCCAGAGAGGCAAAGAACUUGCCUAAGGUCACACAGGGAGGCAGAGCCAAGGCUAGACCUUGGUCUCCCGGAGGCAGGCAGGUGAGGUUGUAUAGAGGUGAUGGCACAGGGGAUGUUGUUGGGGGGUUAGUGGGCAAUGAGACUGCAAGGGCUUGUGGGCCCCAUAUCACAGAGGACCGAACUCAGGAGUCCUGACUUCUUUCUGUCUGCACCGAGGUCUGCAGAAGGGAUGAUGCAAUCUGUAUGAGUGACAGGCCCAGUGCAGAGAGAGUUUAAGGGAGUGAGGGAGCUGAUGUUAUGAUCCCAGGGAAAAGAUGGGGACACCAAACCAGGACAGUGGCUGGAGUGUGGGGGUGAGAAGUGGGUAUAAAGUGGAGAGGAGAUGAGCUUGGUCUCUGCUCUGGUCUCAGCCUUUAUGUACUGUCUUGGUGGGAUGACCGUGGUUGGGUCCUGCCUCCAAGGGUAUCCCAGAGGGUUCUAGAAACUCCCACAUGGACAGGCACUUGAAGGAUAGUGCUGGUGAUUGGGCAGGUGCCUGGAUGGAGGUGAGGCCUAAAGCACACCCGGGGACAGAAGGCAGCACCCACACGGGAGCCCAGCUUCGUGCCAGGGACUGUAUUUUAGGUGCUGGAUCUUGUUUAAAUCUUCCGGCUGGCUAUGAUUAUCCUCUAAGCUGGGGAAGGAAGAAAAGCAUUCCAGUACUAUACCUCUGUUUGGGUUAAAGGAGGGGAAAGUAUUUUAAAUAAAACCUAUUAGAGUUAAAAGGAUGAGUAGCAAUAAAAAUAUCUUUGAAUCUCUGAUGGUUCUAUUGUAGUCAAAAGUUUUAGAUAAAUUGUGAAGAAUCUCUAAUCAUGCUAUGUGGAGUUUUUCUCUUUUAAAAAAUACAAGUUAUUGUAUAUACUUAAGGUAUAUAACGCGAUGUUAUGAAUACAUUUAGAUAGUAAAAAGGUUACUAUAGUGCAGCAAAUGAACAUAUUCAUCAUCUCAGCUGGCACAAAAGUAAUUGCAAUUUUUGCCAUUACUUUCAAUGACGAAAACUGCAAUACUUUUGCACUGCACUAAUAAAAUCUGCUCAUUUAGCAUGAAUCCCAAAAUACAGUACAACUUAUUCCCUAUAGUCCUCAUGUUGCACAUUAGUGCUCUUUUUUAUUUUUAAAUUUUUAUUUUUGUUAUUUUUAAUAUAGAGAGAGACAGGGUCUCACGACAUUGUCCAGGUUGGUCUUGAACUCUGGGGCUCAAGUGAUCCUCCCUCCUCAGCCUCCCAAAGUGCUGGGAUUACAGGCACAAGCUCUCUACACUUGUUCAUUCCACGUAUCUGCUACCUUGCACCCUCCAUAUCCUCAUUCGUGGAUUCAACCAACCACAGAUCAGAAAUAUUAAAAAAAAAUAAAAAUUAAAAAAAGUAAAAAUAAUACAAAUUUUAAAAACAGUGCAGUGUAACAACUAUUUACAUAGUUUAUUGUUACAUAGAAAUUUACAUUUACAUUUUUAUGUAACAACUACAGUAUAACAACUAUGUAAAUAGCAUUUACAUUGUAUUAGGUUUUAUAAGUAAUCUAGAGAGAUUUAAAGUUUAAUACAUGGGAGAAUAUAUGUAGGUUGUAUGCAAAUACUGUACUAUGCCAUUUUAUAUAUUGGUGUACAGCAUCUGCAGAUUUUGGUAUCUGAGGGAGGUCCUGGAACCAACUGAUCCCGCGUGGAUAGGGAGGGACAACUAUUCUCUGAUAUGUCUCCCCACUGGACUUUUUUUUUUUUUUUUUUUUGAGUUGGAGUCUUGCUCUGUCACCCAGGCUGGAGUGCAGUGGCGCGAUCUCGGCUCACCGCAACCUCCAUCUCGUGGGUUCAAGCCAUUCUCCUGUCUCAGCCUCCUGAGUAGCUGGGACCACAGAUGCCCACCACCAUGCCCGGCUAAUUUUUUGUAUUUUUAGUAGAGAUGGGGUUUCACCAUGUUAGCCAGGCUGGUCUCGAACUCCUGGCCUCAAGUGAUCCACCUGCCUCCGUCUCCCAAAGUGCUGGAAUUACAGGUGUGAGCCACUGCACCUGGCCCCCAUUGGACUUUUUCUCUAACUGAUUUGUACUUGUAUCAAGUUCUGGUGAGUCCGUGAGAUAAUAUGGCCAUUCUAUCCCUGUGGACACUGAAGCUCAGAGAGGUUGUGUCCCUUGCUCAGCAUCACUCAGUUGUAAGUGCUAGGACUGGGAUCCAGAGCCCUCACUUUUUUGUUUUUGGUUUUUUGCUUUUUUGAGUCAGGGUUUCACUCUGUCACCCAGGCUGGAGUGCAGUGGCACAAUCAUAACUUACUGUAGCCUCGACUUCCCAGGCUCAAGUGAUCCUCCCACCUCAGCCUCCCCAGUAGCUAGAACUACUGGUGCAUGUCAUCACGCCUGGCUAAUUUUUUAAUUUUGUGUAGAGACAGGGUCUCACUCUGUUUCCCAGGCUGUUCUCAAACUACUGGGUUUAAGCUAUCCUCCUGCCUUGGGCUCCCAAAGUGCUGGGAUUACAGGCAUGAACCACCAUGCCCAGCCAAGAGCCCUUGUUCUUUUGGGUGAGGCAGAACAGGCAAAGUCAGAGAGGAGGGGAGGGGGUGUCAUUAGGAGUCUCAUGGAGGGGAUUGGGUAGCAAGGCUGGCUCUGUAGGUGUUGGCUUGAGGCCCUCUCCUGAGAUGCAUCCCCAUCCCUGGUACCAGCCUUGUUUGGAACCCUCCCUGUCUCCCUUGCUUUGUAUGCAAAGACACAGAGGUAGAGGGCUAGGUAUGAGGUAGGUAUAGGGCAGGUAUAGGGGCCAGUGAGCUGUAUGUGUGUAUAGGGUCUGGACACAUGCUGUAGGUCAUCUUUGGAUGUUAUGCUUACUGAGCACCUGCUGUGUGCCAAACACAGUGCCAGGGCUCCUUCAGUCCUACCAGACACCCCACCAGGUUGGCAUCUUCACCUCAUUUUACAGAGGAGGAAAUUGAAGUGCCGCAGAAGGUGCCACUGGCUCAAGUUCCCUGGUGGUAGGGAUUUGGGCUCUGUCCAGAUUCAUCCCUGUACAUUGCCUCAUAUUCCUUAGGUUGGAAGGUCACUUGUCCUCACCCUGUUGGUCAUUUUUGGUAUCUCCAGCCCACAGAGACUCCGCAGGCACUCCUGGAUCCCAUUGUCUUUUCCCUCUUCCCCGCACCUGCCCCCUUUUGUCUUUCUCAGGGAGUUCUCCCUGCAGAGUGCCUUUGCGGGGCAUGGUCCACGGAUCCCUCACAUUUAUGGUCUCAUUUAAUCGUCUCAACUAGCCUUCAAGAAAGGCACUUUGACCCCGAUUUUCCACAUCCAGACAAUGGGCUCACACUUCCUGCCAGAGCCCAGCAAGGAGGAAAUCUUGGCCAUAGUUGGUAUGGGAGGCUUGGGGACACAGAAGGGCUUUGUUUGAAGCCAGCAGCAGGAGGGAUGUGGCACCAUCAUCUGAUGUGCUGCAUCAUUCAUUGUCCCCAUCGGGAAGGUGGUUGGCCUGGGGAAGCUUCCAGCAUUCCUGGUAGAUCCCAGUGAAGGAUGAAUCUGAUCCCUAGGCAGGCAGGAGGGGACCCUGGCCAGAUGCACAAACUUGUUUGCUUUUUGCUGUGUGUCUUUUAGCAUCCUUGAGUCCCAGGGCCUGAAGGGUUCUUGGACAUGGGCCGAUUUUCCUGUCACCUAUGUCCCCUCAACCUCAUCACCACUGGGCAGCUCAUUAUCUCUCUGGAAAAGGGGAAGGAAACCAGCAUUUGUCUUUCCAUUUUUUUUUUUUUAAACUGUGGAAACAUACACACAUCAUAAAAUUUGCCAUUUAAUAGGCCGGGCGCGGUGGUUCACACCUGUAAUCCUAGCACUCUGGGAGGCCGAGGAGGGCAGAUCACUUGAGGUUAGGAGUUCGAGACCAGCCUGGCCAACGUGGUAAAACCCCGUCUCUACUAAAAAUACAAAAAUUAGCCAGAAAUCACUUGAACCUGGGAGGCGGAGGUGGCAGUGAGCCGAGAUCACGCCGCUGCACUCCAGCCUGGGUGACAGAGCGAGACCCCAUCUCAAAAAAAAAAAAAAAAAAGAAAGGCAUUUUUAACCCUAUCUUACAUGUAAGGAAAUUGAGGCUCAGAGAGAUAGAAACUUAUCCAAGUCUCUCUUUUAACAAUAAAAGCAGCCUCCUUUAUAUGUGCUUAUUCUGUACCAAGCACUGUGCUAAGCCCCAAAUGUUCUUUACCUUAUUAAAUUCACACAACUACCCUAGGAAAAAAGUAUUAUAAUCCCCGUUUUAUAGAUGAGGAAACGGAGGCUCAGAGAGCCAAAACAACUUGCUCAAAGCCACACUGCUAAUAAGUGAUAGACCGGGGACUUAAAUGCAGGCAUUUCUGGUGGGAGCUCUUUCCACGAUCACAUAACAGAAGGUUGCUCUCUGUUUUUCUCCCUCUUGGAAAGUCCUUCCUCUGCAGAGCAGGAAGCUGCCUCCUGUGGCUUCUCCUGCUCAUUCUGGCUUGGGUUGGGGCAUUGUAGACCCUGCCUUCCCCUGCAGCUCUGCAGAGCCUGUGACUCUCCAAAGUCUUCUGCUGGUUCCACGGUCCCAGCAUCUGCAGCCAGGCCUCCCUGUCUUGUUGUGGAUUUGCGUUUGUGCCUGGGCUUCCCAGGGGUGGGUGGUGGGGUGCUGAAGGGGCUAGGACAGUUAUUUGCAGCCCUGGCUACUGACCCACCACACCUCUCAGGGCCAUUUCCUCCCCGAGAGAAGGGGAGACAGACUGCUGAAGUGGGUCCUAGCAAGAAGGGCCCAGAGCUCAUACCCAUGGCCAAAUCUGGCUGCUUCCAGGACAUGGGGUCAGGAAGUAGCAGGGCCAGGCCCCUCCAGAUGUCCAGCCCUGGGUCCCAGCACUAGGUGGGGCUGGCUCCGGAAGCUGGGAAAGGACCAUGGCUUUGGUCCCUGAGACAGUUGGUCUCCUGGAGUUGGCUUCAGCCAAGCCCCGCUGGCCAUCUCCCCAACAGCUGGCCACUCCCAGGAUGGACUUGGCCAAAGCAGAAGGCCAGCCAGCCCCGAUGGGGAGCACUGCUGUGUCAUGGAGACCCAGGCCUCAGUUCUGGCCUGGUUGUUGAGAGACCUGAGUUCUAGAUCUACUCUGCCAGGCACUUGUUUGACUUUGUGACCCUGAAAAGUCACCCUCUUGUUCUUGGUGUGAUCAUCUACAAAAGAGAAGACAGACUAAUGAACACUGCUGCUAAUAAGUCCUGCUCUGAACAACAUACUCCAACAGUCUCACUUCUGUUCCCCCAAAAGUCCUGCAACUGGGCAUCACUGUCCCUGUUUACAGAUGAGUGACCUGAGGCUCAGAGAGGGAAGGUAACUUGCUCUGCCUUACACAGCCCAGACCUGAACUCUAGCGUCUCACCGUGAAAUCUGUAACGUUUCUCCCGCACCAUCACAUACCGAAGGCAGGCGUCUGUGCAGAAAACAGGCUGCUCAGAAAGAAGAGUGCUUACUUUUGGCGAGCUCCUGUGCGUCACAUCCUGGGCUUCCUCACUGCUCCAUGCUCUAGGUACCAUUCUCCCCCUUUUAGAGAUGAGGAAACUGAGGUCUGGAUUGCAGAAGCUGAGUCCAGAUUCGCAAACCUGUCCACAGGGCUUGCCGGAACUUUUCCAGGCCCUGUUCAGUUCCACUGGGUUUCAUAACUGGCUUCUCUGUUUACUGACCAUUGUCCCAAUUAGCAAAAUCCCUGGUCAGAAGGGCGGGUGCUCCUAGGAGGACCCAGAGAACAGCAGUGAGCCAAAAAGUAAAUAGACUCCAAGAGAGGGCUUUCCAUGAGUGGCUGGCUGCCUGGAAAAUCAAGAACAACAGUGUUUGGAGUGAAGAGAAAAGAACAGGGUGGUGUCUUCCAGGCCCAGCCAAGGCCUUUUUGUACACUGUGGCUGGGGAUGGAAGGGGCGGGGGAGGCCACCUCCUCUGGUCUCUGGUAGGGGGUCCCGCAGACAUACAGAGACCAAGGUUACAGAGGAAAGGAGGGCCCAGAGCUGGUUGUGUUGUGGAGGUCCUGGGUCAACUACAGGGGAGGGAGGGGUCCCCCAGGGGGACAUGGGCUGUACAGCCCCCAUCCUGUGGCAGACACAGAGAAUCUGCCUACUGUGUGCCUGGAGCUGGGCAGGAUCCAGGAAUAGCCGAGAUCAGAGGUCAAGGAGAUCUCCGAGGUGCACAGAAGCAGAGACCAGGACAUGCUCAUGUACUGAGUUGGUAGCAGAAGGGCUGCCUCCAAAUCAAAGAAACCAUGCCAGACCUGAGUGCCAUGUGGCUCAGAGGGCAGGUGCCACAGCCAGUCCUGCACUAAAUGGCCACAGCCUGGGGAUCUUCCAGGCCUUUGGCCUGGGCAGUCACAUCAGGUGUGUGAAAGGCUAGAGGGCUUUCCCGGUGUCACCUCCUGCCCUGGCCUGGGAAGUGUCGUGGGGACAGCUGCUCCGGAGACUCCUGGCUGCCAGGCUUGACUUGGGCUUGAUUGAUUUAGCCUGUUACCUGGAAAGGGCACUGCUGCUCCCUGCCCAGGUCAGGUGGUGCUAGGAGCUCCUGCUUGGUCUCCGCAGACAGAGCCUGGGCUCUGAAGCCAGUCAGACUUGUGUUUGAAUCUUGGCAACACCUCUUUCCAGUUGAGUGACUUGAACCUCCCUGAGUCUCAGUUUCCCAGGCUGGGCCCAGAGGUGAGGUGGCAUGCUGCUAUCAGUGACUGCAGUGCCUCCUUCCUCAAGUCAGGGGCUGUGGACUGUCUGAUCCAGAACGGCCUGCAGAGGUGACCUGGCCGAAUGUACCCAUUUUACAGAUGGAACCCUGAAGCUCAGAGACUUGUAGGUCCUGGAUUUGGUUGUACAACCAGUAUCUGGUACUGCUUGGGCUAGGAAAGAGGCUUCGAGUCAGAGCAUCAGGCCCUACCCUGUAUUUUGCAUAUGAAGACACUGAAACCCAGAAAGGUACAGUGACUUGCCCAAGGUCACCAGGAAGUCAGUGUCAGAGCCAGCCCUAGCACUCGGGCCUCUUCCUUUCCACCUAGGGGUCCUUCUCUUGUACCUGAAUUCCCCCAUUCCCUUGAACUCAUACAUCUUCUUCCAGGCUGGAAGCAGAGUAAGACAAUGUUGCCCGCAUCAUGGUCUCCACUCAUCAGUGCCCUGUAGCAAGGGCUCCAGGGUCUGUAGUGAGGGCUCCCAGAGGGCAAGGGUGGGGUCUGUUCACCAGCUCUCCUGUGCCAAGGGCCUGGGCUCCAGAGCUAUAUGGCAGGCAAAGCUGCAGGCCCUUUGUGAUCAUUAACGUGGUCCCUGGGUUGAUGGCCAGUGGCCUCUGGGGCCAAGGUCAAGCCACAGCAGCCCCUCUAUUAAUCACCAACUAUGCAGGUCAGAGUCACACUGCUCUGGAAGGGGCCCCUCAGCUGGGCAGUUGCUGGCCCAGGUUCAGUCUGGGGGCUGGGCAGCUAAGAAAAUUUCUUCCUACUUGUUUGAAUUUUCCAAAUUGUCUAAUGAGCAGGCAUCACUAUAAGCAUAUUUUAAAAGGGAUUGUUUCUGGAUUUGUGUUUUAUAAAAGAACAAAACUAUAUUGGAUAUACACUUGUAAAGUUUCAAAUGCUACGGCAAUGCUUUUACAAUUUUUUCGGCUAGUAUAUUAAGGUAUAAUUUACAUAUCAUAGUGAUUCACACACUAAGUAUACCUAUAGUUCUAUGAAUUUUAGUAGAUUUAAUUGGUUAUAUAAUCUUCACCAUAAUCUAGUAUUAGAAUAUUUUUAUCACCCCGAAAAGUUCCCUCAUGCCAACUGCAGUGAUCUAGGCACUUCCUCCAGCCUCAGGCAGCCACGGCAAUGUUUGAGGAUGAAAUUCUCCUCCUUCUUCCCUUUCCAGCAAACGGCCUUAACAGUUUGGUGCUUACCCUCUGAUUUUUUAAGGGUAUAUGCAAAAACAGGCACCAUUGUAAAAAGGAGAAGAGGAGAUAUACUAUAGCCAUUGUUGUGCAAUUGCUUUCUGCACUUGGAGAUCUCCCUGUGUUUAUUGAGUGCCUACUAUAUGCCAGGCACAAUCAGACGUAGCUCAUUCUUUUUUCACAGCUGCAUAGUGUCUAUUGUAAUGGUGGCUCCAUCAUUUAUUUAACCAGGACUUUUGGGUCCUUUCCAGUUUUCUUCAAACAAUGCUUCAGUGAACAUCCUUGCACAUAUAUUUUUGUGUUUGUUGUUCUUGCAGAUACAGCGCUAGGAAAAGGGGAGUAAUUCAGGUCUAGAAUGGAAAAACUGUUUUGUUGCUUUCCCAACAGCAUGGUGGUGGAACACCCCGAGUUCCUCAAGGCAGGGAAGGAGCCUGGCCUGCAGAUCUGGCGUGUGGAGAAGUUCGAUCUGGUGCCCGUGCCCACCAACCUUUAUGGAGACUUCUUCACGGGCGACGCCUACGUCAUCCUGAAGACAGUGCAGCUGAGGAACGGAAAUCUGCAGUAUGACCUCCACUACUGGCUGGGCAAUGAGUGCAGCCAGGAUGAGAGCGGGGCGGCCGCCAUCUUUACCGUGCAGCUGGAUGACUACCUGAACGGCCGGGCCGUGCAGCACCGUGAGGUCCAGGGCUUCGAGUCGGCCACCUUCCUAGGCUACUUCAAGUCUGGCCUGAAGUACAAGAAAGGAGGUGUGGCAUCAGGAUUCAAGCACGUGGUACCCAACGAGGUGGUGGUGCAGAGACUCUUCCAGGUCAAAGGGCGGCGUGUGGUCCGUGCCACCGAGGUACCUGUGUCCUGGGAGAGCUUCAACAAUGGCGACUGCUUCAUCCUGGACCUGGGCAACAACAUCCACCAGUGGUGUGGUUCCAACAGCAAUCGGUAUGAAAGACUGAAGGCCACACAGGUGUCCAAGGGCAUCCGGGACAACGAGCGGAGUGGCCGGGCCCGAGUGCACGUGUCUGAGGAGGGCACUGAGCCCGAGGCGAUGCUCCAGGUGCUGGGCCCCAAGCCGGCUCUGCCUGCAGGUACCGAGGACACCGCCAAGGAGGAUGCGGCCAACCGCAAGCUGGCCAAGCUCUACAAGGUCUCCAAUGGUGCAGGGACCAUGUCCGUCUCCCUCGUGGCUGAUGAGAACCCCUUCGCCCAGGGGGCCCUGAAGUCAGAGGACUGCUUCAUCCUGGACCACGGCAAAGAUGGGAAAAUCUUUGUCUGGAAAGGCAAGCAGGCAAACACGGAGGAGAGGAAGGCUGCCCUCAAAACAGCCUCUGACUUCAUCACCAAGAUGGACUACCCCAAGCAGACUCAGGUCUCGGUCCUUCCUGAGGGCGGUGAGACCCCACUGUUCAAGCAGUUCUUCAAGAACUGGCGGGACCCAGACCAGACAGAUGGCCUGGGCUUGUCCUACCUUUCCAGCCAUAUCGCCAACGUGGAGCGGGUGCCCUUCGACGCCGCCACCCUGCACACCUCCACUGCCAUGGCCGCCCAGCACGGCAUGGAUGACGAUGGCACAGGCCAGAAACAGAUCUGGAGAAUCGAAGGUUCCAACAAGGUGCCCGUGGACCCUGCCACAUAUGGACAGUUCUAUGGAGGCGACAGCUACAUCAUUCUGUACAACUACCGCCAUGGUGGCCGCCAGGGGCAGAUAAUCUAUAACUGGCAGGGUGCCCAGUCUACCCAGGAUGAGGUCGCUGCAUCUGCCAUCCUGACUGCUCAGCUGGAUGAGGAGCUGGGAGGUACCCCUGUCCAGAGCCGUGUGGUCCAAGGCAAGGAGCCCGCCCACCUCAUGAGCCUGUUUGGUGGGAAGCCCAUGAUCAUCUACAAGGGCGGCACCUCCCGCGAGGGCGGGCAGACAGCCCCUGCCAGCACCCGCCUCUUCCAGGUCCGCGCCAACAGCGCUGGAGCCACCCGGGCUGUUGAGGUAUUGCCUAAGGCUGGUGCACUGAACUCCAACGAUGCCUUUGUUCUGAAAACCCCCUCAGCCGCCUACCUGUGGGUGGGUACAGGAGCCAGCGAGGCAGAGAAGACGGGGGCCCAGGAGCUGCUCAGGGUGCUGCGGGCCCAACCUGUGCAGGUGGCAGAAGGCAGCGAGCCAGAUGGCUUCUGGGAGGCCCUGGGCGGGAAGGCUGCCUACCGCACAUCCCCACGGCUGAAGGACAAGAAGAUGGAUGCCCAUCCUCCUCGCCUCUUUGCCUGCUCCAACAAGAUUGGACGUUUUGUGAUCGAAGAGGUUCCUGGUGAGCUCAUGCAGGAAGACCUGGCAACGGAUGACGUCAUGCUUCUGGACACCUGGGACCAGGUCUUUGUCUGGGUUGGAAAGGAUUCUCAAGAAGAAGAAAAGACAGAAGCCUUGACUUCUGCUAAGCGGUACAUCGAGACGGACCCAGCCAAUCGGGAUCGGCGGACGCCCAUCACCGUGGUGAAGCAAGGCUUUGAGCCUCCCUCCUUUGUGGGCUGGUUCCUUGGCUGGGAUGAUGAUUACUGGUCUGUGGACCCCUUGGACAGGGCCAUGGCUGAGCUGGCUGCCUGAGGAGGGGCAGGGCCCACCCAUGUCACCGGUCAGUGCCUUUUGGAACUGUCCUUCCCUCAAAGAGGCCUUAGAGCGAGCAGAGCAGCUCUGCUAUGAGUGUGUGUGUGUGUGUGUGUUGUUUCUUUUUUUUUUUUUUACAGUAUCCAAAAAUAGCCCUGCAAAAAUUCAGAGUCCUUGCAAAAUUGUCUAAAAUGUCAGUGUUUGGGAAAUUAAAUCCAAUAAAAACAUUUUGAAGUGUG